Molecule: messenger RNA, 1081 nt
Organism: Frieseomelitta varia
Lineage: Eukaryota; Metazoa; Arthropoda; Insecta; Hymenoptera; Apidae
Product: venom acid phosphatase Acph-1-like
Exons: 5
Biological process (GO): dephosphorylation
Molecular function (GO): phosphatase activity
Source: RefSeq, a predicted model, not a curated record
UUUAAUUUGCAGGUAUUUAGACAUGGCGACCGAACACCGAUUAAGGCAGAGAUAUAUCCUAAAUUACCUCAUAAUCCUAUUUACGACACACUUGGUUAUGGUCAAUUAACUCAAAAAGGGAAAAUAAAAGAAUUUCAACUUGGUGUAAUGUUAAGACAAAGAUAUAGUACAUUUCUUGGUAAAAGUUAUAAGUAUGGUAGCGUUUAUGCCUAUAGUUCGGAUACUGAUCGAACAAAAAUGUCUCUGCAACUGGUUUUAGCCGGUAUAUAUCCCCCAACAUUGAAUGACGUAGGUUACAUACAGUUAUUUCCAAUUUCAAAGCAUAAUGUACCAAUACUUAUAGACAAUUUAUUAUUUCCAACGCGUUGUCCAGUAUAUGAAGAACAAUAUCGCAAAGUAAGAAAUUCAAUUAUAGUUCAAAAAAAAAUAAGGAGAAACAAAAAGUUUUUUGAUUAUGUUGAGGAACACACAGGUGUAAAUAUGACAGUGAAUCCAAUCUUUUCAACUUUCAUACUGCAUCAUUUCCUGAAGUCACAGGAAAGUAUGGAUAUUAAACUGCCGAAUUGGGCAACUGAAGAAGUACGAAAAAGAAUGAUUCCAAUCGUAGAAUUAGAAUAUGAAAUCCAAUCUUAUAACAUGUUAAUGAAACGAAUAAAUGGAGGCCACCUUGUAAAAGAAUUUAUUAAAAAUAUGGAUGCAGAAAGAAAUCAAACUUCCCGUAAGAUUUAUGUAUAUAGUGGACAUGAAGUAAACAUUGCAGCUUUUGUCAGAGCACAUAAUUUAAUUGAACCUAAAAUACCCAACUUUGGAUCUGCAAUUAUAGUCGAAAAAUUGCGAGAUAGUAAAGGAAAACAUUUUGUUCAAUUAUUAGUUUGGAAUGACAAAAAAUUAGUGCCUUACACGAUUCCUGGGUGUAGUAAAAUAUGCCCGUAUGAGAAGUAUGUUAAAAGUAUGCAAGAUGUCAUCCCUUCAGAUGAAGAAUCAAAUUGCUUAUGGGAUAAUGUAUCAACGGAUAAAAUACGUUACUAUUAUACAGUAAAAAUGGAUUCAUAAAAUAUCUGUUCAAUAAAACUUAUUUGUG